This is a messenger RNA of Parnassius apollo (apollo), 849 nucleotides long. The record is from the annotation of a GenBank genome assembly. Lineage: Eukaryota; Metazoa; Arthropoda; Insecta; Lepidoptera; Papilionidae.
AUGGCAGCACACACAAAUGACAGUACAGAAGCAAUUACCAAUUCUGGCUAUUGCAGCAGUGAUGAGACGGCAAGUCUUCUAGUUUCAGCACCAGCAGUGACAGUUAUAGUACCUACUGAAAACAGAACAGUGAAACCGAUUUUACAACGGCAAGAUUGUACUACUAAUUUGCGGCCUCAAUUAUCGGGUGAACCGGGCAGUGAAGAAAGUGCAACGUCCGUCAGAUUUGAUGAUAAUUCAGCAAGAAGUGUUCCAGAUAUAGAAUUACAAUGCCGAGAUCCACCGGACCGCCCGCAAACGCUUAUAUCGCCCGUAGCAACUGGCACUCACAGAGGAUCUGUAACAGCAUAUCCGCUAGUACCUCAAAGCUAUACAAGAUGUCGUGUUUGCGAACGUAGACAAUCUGCGGCACCAGUUUCGGCACUACAGCUAGCGCGAUCUGUUUCAAGAGAGAGUGUUCGUUCCGUUUUUCAUUACAACUGCGGUUGUAGUUCCCUACACGCUGUAAAUACCUGUCCGGUUAUGCAACCUCCAGCUCUAUUACUACCUACUACUAGUGCGAGAAUUAUCCGACAAAGCUCGCAGCCGGAGUCAAGCGCAUGCGUAACACAGUGCCCUCAUCAUGUACACCAUCAUCCUAGCGCCUCCUUGCGACAACUGAGGGAACCAGGCGACGGUAUUGCCGGUAUAGCAGCUGAUUCAUUGAGAAUAAAUGGAGGGAUGCGACCUUUCAAGCAGGGGCUGCUACUCUGCCCACAAACCCUGUCGCAGACUCGCCGAGCUCGCCUGAGACGUGCGUUCACUGAAGCAACAGGAGAUACUGUUAACUACGUUAGAACGGUUGGAUAA